Cyclopterus lumpus (lumpfish) is the source of this 2055-nucleotide messenger RNA. It is a transcript of the gene zbbx, whose product is annotated as zinc finger, B-box domain containing. Gene Ontology annotation, cellular component: motile cilium. The transcript is spliced from 17 exons. The record is from RefSeq and is a predicted model, not a curated record. Gene Ontology annotation, molecular function: zinc ion binding. Bases 1 to 2055 code for a protein of 684 amino acids. Lineage: Eukaryota; Metazoa; Chordata; Actinopteri; Perciformes; Cyclopteridae. Gene Ontology annotation, biological process: cilium movement.
AUGAAUUUAAAUGACUUUGUCGUGCUUCCUAACAACAAGGCCAAAUCCGUCAAGCUCAAUGCCAGAAACCUGCAAGAACUGCAGAUGGAGACAGUGACUCUGGCCCAGGAGAGCAAUGAGAUGGAGGAGAAACUGCAACAGCUGAAAGAGAGCAUGAGUAAAGAGAAGGAGGAGAGAGGGCAUUCGGGAGGGUUUAGAUGGAAGUCUGGACAGUUUGGUUCUUUAAACAGCAACGCUGUAACAACUGGCGUGAAGAAGAACAAGGAGAACCGGCUCCAAAAGCUGUCAGCAGGCAAGGUGAAGAUCCGAGUGCUGAAGGAUGAACCACUGACGGCCCCACCUCAGCCACCGCCUCUGCCUCCACCCCCGAGAGAUAGAAGAAAGAACCGUCUGAGGGGAACACGCUGUGGACAAUGUGAAAUCAAGACUGCAGGAGUCGUGUGUGCUGAAUGCACAGAAGACUACUGCAUUGGCUGCUUUAACAAAUUCCACCAGAAGGGGGCACUGAAGCUCCACAGAAUGAUACCUAUUCAGACAGACUUACAGACUCACAUGAGUACGAGAGAUGUUGUCGGCCGCUUCCAGGAACAGAUUAACCCGAGCUCCGAUCCCGCUACCUUCACGAGUCACGCUGUGGCAAAACCUAAGCACCUGCACCCUGAUCCCAGCCAGGUGUUGACUGAGGAUCAUGGAGAGGAGACAAAGGUGGAAAUGAUUGAAAAAGGGCAGAAAAUGUCCUUUCUUAAAGGAGAGUACAAUGAGGUGGAAUCUGCAAGAUCUUUCCACGAAGCUCUCCGACAGUGGAGAGGAGAGAAGAGUGAGGAAUCAGGAGAAUCCAUGAGCGAGGAUGCAAUGUGGACACCCAUCCAACCAGUAUCUGUGUCAGUUAUGGCGACCCAGGCGGACCUCUCUCCAGACAGGGGCGCUGUAGGACGAGGAGGGGGAGAAGAGAGGGUACCUGUCAGGGUGGAGUUCACAGAAAACAGCCUUACCUACAUGGACAGAUUGCUUCUCAAGAAUCACCGCAGAACACCUGUCGAAACUUAUCGUCCACUGUUGGCCUUUGGUACGGAUUUAAAAUCACUGCCUCAAGCAAACACUGGGGAGGAGACGGCAAGCAGCUUAACAGCUCAGGAGGAGGAUAUCCGUCGCUACUGUCCAUCACUGUUUGCUUUCCCAGUCAGCAGCAGUCCUGAGCCUCAGAUUACCGCACCUGAAUCGUGCCUCGUCAUAGAAGUCAUGGAUGAGCGAGACAAAGACACACAUGGAGUUGUUGCUGAAUGGAGGACAGACAACAACAGAAAUCUUCCCUCUGUGCAGCUGGUCCUCAUUAAGGGAGCACUGGUGCCCCAAACAGCUUCAACCACUGGGUCCUCAAAGGUGAUGCACAACCAAGGUGCUGGGCCUGGAUCGGAGCAGUUCUGUGAUCCGGAUGGGUUUCGGCCUCUGGGUUUGGCCCUGAAGUCCGGUCACUCCGACACACCAGAACACACACACCGUGACCCGCUGCUCACUGGCCAAACUUCACCGCAUGAUUCAGACCCAACAGAGGGUUAUGGGCCAAGCAGCAGCUUUAAUACCUACACCGAGGAACACCUGGUUUUGAGAACAAGGAGGAACAACCGCAUGCAGCCAACUGAGAUUCUAAUUCACUCAACCGGACCCUCUAGUAGAGGAGAAAUAUCAGUAAAUGAACGAGGAACAUCUGAGUCGGGGUCCAGCCUGUGUGGCAAGUCUACACCAACUCUGUAUCACGGUCCGAAGACAAACCUUCUUCCCGUCUCUCCUUCCCUCUCCCAUUCUCCGUACCUCCCACACUCUACCAGUCCGUCCUGUCCCACAUUGGGCUCAGAACUGGGUCCGGGGUUUCCUCCGUUGUCCCGGGCAGCCCAGGAGAUCAUGGAGAUCUGUAGUGUGGACCACACGGCCUGCGAGGACCCUGACCUGGAGUCUGAUACGACUACACACGCACUCCACAUACUGGAGCAGGAACUCAUGGCAACUGAAACAUGGACGCGGGCUUCAGAAUUUGGUACGGGAGAAGAUCAGCAUUGA